This is a messenger RNA of Eupeodes corollae, 818 nucleotides long. RefSeq lists its product as uncharacterized. The record is from RefSeq and is a predicted model, not a curated record. NCBI's taxonomy places the organism in Eukaryota, Metazoa, Arthropoda, Insecta, Diptera, Syrphidae. The coding region runs from base 324 to 818 and encodes 164 amino acids. The transcript is spliced from 5 exons.
CGUGUAAAAUCCUACUAUACUAUGGAUAGAUUUUCCAACAAAACACGGGUAAUAAAAUAGUUUCAAACAAAGUCGAAUAUUAAUAACAAUCACUAUAUGUCAGCUAUUGACAUACUAAACAUGGACUGCUAGUAGCCAACUUCACGAUGGUUCCACUUUUAACGGACAAAACACUAGCGCAAAGAGGACUAUGCGGAAAAAUUGUGUAACAUUUAUGACACUUGACAUUGGAGAUUCUUUCUUUUUUUCUCACAUGUUUAUGUAUUUUGUGUUGUGAUUUGUGAAGUUGAUCAAAAUAAAAGAGAUUUAAAUAAGAAAUAAAAAUGAAAAAGUGUUCAAUUCUAGGAUGCAUUUCGCAUCAAUUGAACAGAUAUGUGUCUUUGUUUUUCCUGGUUCGUAAAGGCGUAGUCAGAGACGAAUGGAGACUAGCUAUUGAAUCUCUCAAUGGCCAGGUGAUAGAUUCAAGUCGACCACUCCAGAAAUUUUUCAUCUGCGAUCUUCACUUCGAUACAAAAUUUAUUAAGACGCUUGGGACUAACAAACGUCUCACAGAGGAUGCUGUUCCAACUCUUUUCCCUAACAUGCAUAACAUGAUGGAACAAAUAAAAGAAGAAGUUCAAGACGAUCAGGUAGAUAACUUUGACGAAGCUUGUUGCAGGAUGGAACAAAUGAUUGAACCACCAAUCGAUGAAGUUCAAGAUCAUCCAACUGAUGACUUUGCAGAAGCACCCAUCGAAAACGAACAAGCUGGAAAUAACUUCGAUGAAAGGUACUUUUUAUAUCAGGAAACUCUUCAUUUGAUUUCUGUAAGACCAUAG